AUGUCCGACACGAUACAGCGCCCCGAAGAGCCCGAGAAUGCUGGAACCAUUGAGCUCAAAGAGAAUACCACCAUAGUCGUCUUGGGUGCGUCCGGUGAUCUUGCAAAGAAAAAGACUUUCCCUGCACUUUUUGGCCUGUUCCGAAACAAAUUCCUGCCCCAGGACAUCAAGAUCAUCGGAUAUGCUCGAACUAAGAUGGACCAUGCUGAAUACCUCAAGAGAGUCAGAUCCUACAUAAAAACCCCAACAAAAGAGGUGGAGGAGCAACUCGACCAGUUCUGCUCCAUCUGCACAUAUCUUUCCGGCCAAUAUGAUCAAGAUGAGCCCUUCCAGAAGCUUGAUGAGGCCAUCAGGGAUAUCGAGAAGUCCCGUAAGGAGGGCAACAGAGUCUUCUAUAUGGCUUUGCCACCUAGUGUCUUCAUUCCGGUUUCAGAGCAUCUCAAGCGCAACUGCUAUCCUGACAAGGGUAUUGCACGAAUCAUUAUCGAGAAGCCUUUUGGUAAAGAUCUGGACAGUUCAAGAAAGCUACAGAAAGCCCUCGAGCCUGACUGGAAGGAAGAAGAGAUCUUCCGUAUCGAUCAUUAUCUCGGAAAGGAAAUGGUGAAGAAUCUCCUCAUCCUCAGAUUUGGAAACGAAUUCCUCGGUGCAACCUGGAACCGAAAUCACAUUGACAGUGUUCAAAUCACCUUCAAGGAGCCCUUCGGUACCGAAGGACGAGGUGGAUACUUCGACGAGUUCGGCAUCAUUCGAGAUGUCAUGCAGAACCAUCUGCUCCAAGUUCUGACUCUGCUCGCUAUGGAACGACCCAUUUCCUUCUCCGCUGAAGACAUUCGUGACGAGAAAGUCAGAGUCCUCCGUGGCAUUCCCAAGAUUGAGCCCAAGAACGUUAUCAUCGGACAGUACGGAAAGUCCCUCGAUGGCACCAAGCCUGCAUACAAGGAAGAUGACACAGUGCCCAAAGAUUCAAGGUGUCCAACAUUCUGUGCGAUGGUAGCAUUCAUCAAGAAUGAGAGAUGGGAUGGUGUUCCCUUCAUUCUCAAGGCGGGUAAGGCUCUCAACGAGCAAAAGACCGAGAUUCGCAUCCAGUUCAAGGAUGUCACAUCUGGCAUCUUCAAAGACAUUCCACGAAAUGAGCUGGUCAUCCGUAUCCAGCCUAACGAGUCUGUUUACCUCAAGAUGAACUCCAAGCUUCCCGGUUUGUCCAUGCAAACCGUGGUUACCGAGCUUGAUCUCACCUACCGCCGUCGUUUCUCUGAUCUGAAGAUCCCAGAGGCUUACGAGAGUUUGAUUCUUGAUGCCAUGAAAGGAGAUCACUCCAACUUCGUUCGUGACGAUGAAUUGGAUGCCUCCUGGAGAAUCUUCUCCCCUCUCCUCCACUAUUUGGACGAUAAGAAGGAAAUUGUUCCCAUGGAGUAUCCUUAUGGCUCUCGUGGCCCUGCUGUCCUUGACGACUUCACCGCAUCUUAUGGAUAUAAAUUCAGCGAUGCCGGUGGUUAUUCGUGGAACACAGCCUCCACACCCAACAAAUUGUAG
Messenger RNA from Exophiala bonariae, 1533 nucleotides. RefSeq lists its product as uncharacterized. Gene Ontology annotation, cellular component: cytosol. Bases 1 to 1533 code for a protein of 510 amino acids. Lineage: Eukaryota; Fungi; Ascomycota; Eurotiomycetes; Chaetothyriales; Herpotrichiellaceae. The transcript has 5 exons. The record is from RefSeq and is a predicted model, not a curated record. Gene Ontology annotation, molecular function: NADP binding; glucose-6-phosphate dehydrogenase activity. Gene Ontology annotation, biological process: glucose metabolic process; pentose-phosphate shunt, oxidative branch.